AUGCCUAGGGGCGGCCACGGCGUAUUCCCCAACAUCUACCGCGACAUGCGCCACCCGCACAAAUACAACCAAGCCCUCAAGAUCUCCUUCUCCUUCACCUACCUCCUCGAUGCCACAACCGCCAUCGCCGGCCUGCUCAUGUUCGGCGACGACGUGCGCGACGCCAUCACCUCCAACAUCCUGCGCGAGGCCAGCUACCCGCGCGCCCUGGCCGGGCCUCAUCAGGCGGUGGCGGGGCCGCCGGAGGGUUUUGAGGGGGAUGGGAGUGGUGGUGAUGGUGGUGGUGGUGGUGGUGGGUUUGUGCAUGGGUUGGUGGGGAGGGGGAUGGGGUUUCGGGGGGUCAUGAAGGUGGUUAUUAGGGUGGGUGUGGUGGUGGUGUUUUUGGGCAUUUCGAUCGCCUUUCCGGCGUUUGAUAGCAUCAUGGCGUUUAUGGGCAGUGCGCUGUGUUUUACGAUUUGCGUCACGUAUGGCAUUGUCGAGACCACCAAGUUUGCUAACCAACCCACCCAGGCUCCCCCUCGCCUUCUACCUCAAGCUCUUCAGCCACGAAAUCUCAACCCGCGAAAAAAGCCCUCGCCUUCUCCGUCAUGGAUCCUCUCCUUCAUCCUCUCCAUCAUUGGCACCGUCUGGGCCUUCCUGCCCAAGAGUUUGAUUGGCGCCGAGCCCGCGGCGCCGGAGCUGCGGUAG
Molecule: messenger RNA, 687 nt
Organism: Chaetomium globosum CBS 148.51
Lineage: Eukaryota; Fungi; Ascomycota; Sordariomycetes; Sordariales; Chaetomiaceae
Exons: 5
Coding region: 1-687 (228 amino acids)
Source: RefSeq, a predicted model, not a curated record